Messenger RNA from Bombina bombina (fire-bellied toad), 4257 nucleotides. RefSeq names its product Indian hedgehog signaling molecule (gene IHH). Gene Ontology annotation, molecular function: calcium ion binding; patched binding. The record is from RefSeq and is a predicted model, not a curated record. Gene Ontology annotation, biological process: smoothened signaling pathway; cell fate specification; protein autoprocessing. The transcript is spliced from 3 exons. Lineage: Eukaryota; Metazoa; Chordata; Amphibia; Anura; Bombinatoridae. The coding region runs from base 424 to 1650 and encodes 408 amino acids.
ACCGCCUUUCCUAUUUAUUGCAGGCGGACAGCGGGAGCUCACAGAUAGUUGUACUGCCAGGAGGUCCGGGAGUGCAGAGUGCAGGCAGCGCUAACAGCUCAAAGAGCAGAGUGCAGGCACCGCAUAAGUCAGUGACAGCUCAGGCGGCACUCAGGUCACUGGAGCAUCUUCAGGGGACAACAUUCUAAUAAUAAGGAGUACGGGCACAUCAGGCACCUGCAGGAAACAAGUCCAGGCUACAACCCCACAGGGAGCACCCAGACCCCUCUAACCGGACUACAGACUCACAGCACAGGGGCACACAGAACUGAGUGUGGGUUAGAGACCGAGGAGCCCAGGGCCACAGGGGUCCGCUCCCCCUGGCCGGGCUCGAGGUAUCGGGCGGCGGAUGGAGCUCCCGUGAUCAGCAGCCCAGGGAGCCCCAUGCAGCUGCCCCCGGUAGUUCUGCUGCUCUGCGGCGCCGCGCUGCUCCUGAGCCCGGCUGUGAGGGGCUGCGGUCCGGGCAGGGUAGUGGGCAGGAGGCGCAGACCGGCGAAGCUCAGUCCGCUCUCAUACAAGCAGUUUAGCCCCAAUGUGCGCGAGAAGACGCUGGGGGCUAGCGGGAGGUACGAGGGCAAGAUCGCCCGCAAUUCAGAGCGCUUCAAGGAGCUCACCCCUAACUAUAACCCGGACAUCAUCUUCAAGGACGAGGAGAACACCGGGGCGGACCGACUCAUGACACAGCGCUGUAAAGACCGUCUGAACUCUUUGGCCAUUUCUGUCAUGAACCAGUGGCCAGGAGUCAAGCUACGAGUGACCGAAGGCUGGGAUGAGGACGGCCAUCACUCUGAAGAAUCCUUACACUAUGAAGGACGGGCUGUGGACAUUACCACGUCUGACCGAGACAGAAAUAAAUACGGGAUGUUGGCCAGGCUGGCUGUGGAAGCUGGAUUCGACUGGGUGUACUAUGAGUCUAAAGCCCACAUUCACUGCUCUGUGAAGUCAGAACAUUCUGCAGCAGCAAAGACUGGUGGUUGCUUCCCAAAAGGAGCUUUGGCUACAACAGAAUCUGGUGAAAAGGUUCCCGUCUCAGAACUCCGUCCUGGUAUGAGAAUAUUGGCCAUGGAUAAUAAUGGACACACAACGUACAGCAACUUCCUGACCUAUUUAGACCAGGAUCCCAAAGCAGACCAUAUGUUCCAGGUGAUAGAAACUCUUGACCCACCAAGAAGACUAUCUCUAACACCUACACAUCUUAUUUUUGUGUCAGAAAACUUUACAAUACCAGCUUCUAAUUUUCAAGCUGCGUUUGCCAGCAAUGUCAAACCGGGGCAAUAUAUCUUAGUAUCUGGUGUGCUAGGCCUGUUACCAGCUAAAGUCAUCUCAGUCACUACUAAGAUAGACACUGGAGUUUAUGCACCUUUAACCCAACAUGGGACAUUGGUGGUGGAUGAAGUGGUGGUUUCUUGCUUUGCCCUGGUACAAAAGCAAAAGCUGGCCCAGAUGAUGUUUUGGCCUCUCCGCUUAUUUUACACUCUAGGAGGGGAGUUGGGAAGUGCCUCUCAGGGGGUGGGUGUUCAUUGGUAUAGUCAAGUGCUUUAUAACUUGGGACGAAUUUUGCUACACGAAAAAGAUUUUCAUCCUCUUGGACUCGUCCAGCUGGAGGGUUGAGUAUCAGACAAGACAGUAGUGGAGACCAAAUAAAGGCAAUCUCCUGGAAAUACAACAUAUGAAUCAGUUAUAUCCUUCUAUGUAACCUAUACUCUUAUAAGAAGAGAAUUCUGUCUCUAGAAAGGAGGACAUAUUGAUUGAAUCCGGAUUAAUGUUGAUUCCAGGUCAUGAAAUAAAUCAGAGAAAGUGCCCUCUAUUAAAUAGUUGACGUUAUAUGAUUACUUAUUUGACAAUCACCACAAUGGUACUUUAGAAGCACAAUGAUCAAGUUAUUGUCCCACAGUAGCAGAUCAAAGACUAAAGCAGACAACACAUAGCAACCUAAGGGCUCUCACAGAAUAUUUAGUGGGCUAAUAUUAACAUUAUGGCGCAUUUCCUCUUAGAAUUAAUUUGCUACAUAUGUAAUUUUCUGAAUAUUGAAUAGGUGAAUUAUGGGCAUUAAAAGCUUCAUGAAAUGUGGGAUUUCACUAGCUUGGACCAAAGUCUUGGCUUCUCCGGACCUCAGUAGGACACCCUAUAACCUUAUGAAACAGUAUGAGGGGUUUCAGUUUCAAGGUACUUCACUGUUUACUCAGAAGAGCAAAAUAUGAUAUUUAUUUUCUAUACAUCUGCAUCCAUGAGAGCAAUGCUAAUUGUCAUACUAAAGGGUCUCAGCUCACAAUAUGUUACCCACAAUAACAAUACUAAUUUGUGGCUUUCCAUUAAGUUAUAUCUUAGUGUAUACAAUUCCUGGCAAAAUUAUUCCUUAACCGCACUGAAAGAAGCUGAAACGUGACCAAGGAAGUCUCAGCCGAUCUCACUGUAUUGUAGUCACAGCAAGUCAAAUAUUCAUGUGCAUUACAUUGCAUUUGUCAGAACUAUCUACAAUGGACUUUUACUAUUAAAUUAUUUGUUUUAUGUAUUUUUCCGAUAAGCUUCAUAAAAUCACCCCACAAGACAGCCAAGUAAUACAGAUGUUUGAAACAAAGAAAAAAAUGGACACAAUCUAUACUUGUACUUGAUGUAAAUUUCUCUGACACCUCCCCUAGUUUCAUUAUACAAAAUCCAAAUUAAAUCUAAAUCCAGAGUCUAACCAUCAAGCUAAGACAUUUGACAUGUUUUUAUUCAAGACAUUUUACCAGUUGAUUUUCAGAAACAAAAAAAAAAAGUGUUCAGAUUCUGUCAUGAAAAAAGUUUAAUGCUGAAUAUGUCUACGGUAUUGUUUGUGAUCCAGGUCUUUUUCAUUAUGCAUCACAUUCGAUAUUUAGGAAUAAAUCAAUUUCCUAUAAAUAUAUUUAAAUGUAACAUUGAAUUAUGCUUAGUAGACUAUUUUUUUCAAAAUGAAGCACAGCUAUUUAGCUAUUUUUUUGUAACCUUUUGAAGACCAAGGUAUUCAAUUCUCAUUACCAAUUCCCCCAUAGCCAAUCAGCCUCUUAUUAAAUUAGACUUUUUAUUUAAAAAAAAUAAAUACUUAAUCUUUCUUAUUGCUUUCAUAAAAGAAGAUACAAGUAAUCAUUAGACAUGUAAUGUAGAAUUACUUUAGAUGCUUAAAAAUGAUUAAUCUAUUUUGUUUUACUUGUUAUCAUUAUUUCGUUAUGUCCUUUACCAUUCAGUACUUUAUCAAUGUUGUUUAAAAUGAUUCAUGAUAAAAUGUUAGAUCAAUCAUGGGGUCCUCACAAGAAAACUAUUUUGUAUUAAAACAUUUACAGUUAAAAGGACAUUAAACGCAUUUGCUUUUGCGUAGAAAAUUCUGCUUUGUCCAACUCUAUAAAAAGGCCAAAAAGAUAAAUCUACAACCUGGGUUUUUAUAAUGCUACAUAUUCUCUAAACCAGCUAAUUGAUUUACAGGUUAAAGAAUUGUCCUUCUAGGGAGCAUGGAACACAGUUUUUACACAAAAGCAAGAGGCUUUAAUGGACUUUCAACACCAUGAAGCAACUUUACCUUAAAGGCACAUUGUACUCUAAAAUGUUCUCCAUUUUAAUGUGUUUCCAAUGGUUCAUUGUACUUACUGGACUCUAUUCAAUUGUCUGCAAAUAACACCUUUACAUUUAUUUAGUUAUUUGAAAUAACCUGUAGAAAUCACCAUCUAUGCCGAAAAUAUGAAUAACAAACAUAUUCUCUGUAGAAAAGUUACGUAAUCAGGAGAAAAUUGCACUAAUUAAUAUCCCAGUGGGGCAUGUCACAGAGCACCAUAGGUGAUGGUUUUAUUGAGCAAAAACAACUAUUUAAAAUACAAAUAAACAUGAAGGAACAGUUUUCCUUACAUUUAAUACUCUGCAGAAGGAUUAACAGGCCAUUUGGAACACAUUAAGGGGAAACCAAUUAUAUAGUGCAGUGUCCCUUUAAUUACUCUGUUACCAUUUGGAAGCCAUCAAUUUGCAAGCUCAAAUUAAAAAAAGCUUCAUGCACAUUUGCAGUAAUUGUAUCCUGAACAUGUAAUUUUGUAUGUUUUGUUGUUUAUAUAAUUUAAUAUGAUAUAUGUUAAUGGUAAUCUGUAUGAACAGAAUGCACAUGAAUUUGCUUGCUUGCCAUGUUUUAGAAUGUUCAUUUUGCUAAUUCAAAUUCUGAAUGAAACAAUUGUGGACAAAUUCCAAAAUAAACAAUAUCAAAAAACACAUUAAAAGAAA